AUGCAAGCUCUUUUCGGUUGGAUCCAGAAUUCUUUGGCAGUCAAAUUGCCCAACCUUGCUAGAUCCGGGAAUUCAGCCCCUAGCCAGACGACCUUCGACCAGAGUAAAGGUCUAGCAUCGCUCUUCCCAACUGGCGUACCGACUACGAUGGAGCAGUCGGCAUCGGCGCAACAGCACUUCCUCGAGCGCAUCAGGACGGCACCAGAUCUUCAACAAGCACGUUUAUAUGGCAACGAGCUGGCAAGUUUCCGCCCCCAUGUUGAGAGUGUGCUGGUCAACUUGAAAGCACAGGGUUUGGGUUGCACUUGCAGAGGCGACAAUGGCCACCAGUAA
Messenger RNA from Monascus purpureus, 333 nucleotides. The record is from the annotation of a GenBank genome assembly. Lineage: Eukaryota; Fungi; Ascomycota; Eurotiomycetes; Eurotiales; Aspergillaceae.